AUGGGUAAAGAGUUCCAAGAAUACUUAAACUGCUCUCAAAUUUACGCAUGUGAAGUCUGCAAAGCCCAUUUGACUUCUCAAAGCCAGUUGAUUUCUAAAACUUUUUCAGGGAGAUUCGGCAGAGCUUUUUUAUUCAAAACAGUAAUCAACAGCAAGCUUGGAAAUCCUGAAGAAAAAAUUUUAUUAUCAGGGCUUUAUAUAGUUCGGGACUUAUUCUGCAAAUCGUGCGACCUUCUAAUCGGCUGAAAGUACGACAAAGCUUACGAAGAGAGUCAAAAAUAUAAGGAAGGGAAAUUUAUAUUGGAAAGAAAUCAAAUCAUUAAACUCGAAUGGGACACAUAA
Blepharisma stoltei is the source of this 342-nucleotide messenger RNA. The record is from the annotation of a GenBank genome assembly. Lineage: Eukaryota; Ciliophora; Heterotrichea; Heterotrichida; Blepharismidae.